This is a messenger RNA of Morus notabilis, 677 nucleotides long. RefSeq names its product ethylene-responsive transcription factor ERF096. The transcript has a single exon. The coding region runs from base 98 to 535 and encodes 145 amino acids. Gene Ontology annotation, molecular function: DNA binding; DNA-binding transcription factor activity. Gene Ontology annotation, biological process: regulation of DNA-templated transcription; ethylene-activated signaling pathway. The record is from RefSeq and is a predicted model, not a curated record. NCBI's taxonomy places the organism in Eukaryota, Viridiplantae, Streptophyta, Magnoliopsida, Rosales, Moraceae.
AUAUUGUUUCGUUGUACAAUCAAGCCAUGCAAAUUUAACAAAAUUCCCAACAUUAUAAAAAAAAAAAUAAAAAAAUAAAAGAAAUUAGAAAGAUUAUAUGGAUCAAGAUAAGGACUCCGGAGGCGUUAGGUACCGGGGAGUGAGGAGGAGGCCAUGGGGAAAAUACGCGGCGGAGAUUCGGGACUCGACACGACACGGGGCACGAGUGUGGCUCGGCACGUUUGGCACGGCCGACGAGGCCGCCCGUGCCUACGACCGUGCCGCCUACGCCAUGAGAGGCCCGCUCGCCAUUCUCAAUUUCCCCGAGGAAUACCCGUUGACCGCGGGCUCGAGGUAUUCUUCUUCGUCGUCAUUUUCAUCGUCUUCUAUAUCAGCUGCUUCUUCUUCAUCAUCUUCUACCUCAAUGCGAGGCUCCGGGGAGAGCAGUGGUAGUAGUCAGCACGGGAAACAAGUUAUUGAGUUGGAGUAUUUGGAUGAUAAGGUUUUGGAGGAACUUCUUGAGUAUGAAGAGAUCAAGAAUAACAAAAAAGGUUGAAGUUUAAUUGGGAAAUAUUAUUUGAUUUCCCAAGAUUAAUUUUUUUUUUUGGCAUUUUUCCUCACUUACUCUCAAUAUAAUAAAGAGAUUGUGAUUCUUCAUCCUUUUUUUUUUUCCCUUAGUGACAAAGGUUCUGAUAAUG